AACAGACCUAGGUUUCCGCUCUUGGCGCCGGAAUCUGCCACUGCACGAAUGCCGCCAUCACAAGCACAUCCUAGUAGAGAAACAAGCUUCUCCCCACCUACCCUCCUCCUCCAGCUCCUCCUUCUUUUCCCGUCCCUGCUGCCCAUCACGGCUUUCCUUACCAGCCCCCUGUAUAAGUCCUAUUCUUUUCCACCCAUUCCGUCCGUGGGCGCGUCUCCGAUAUCGUAUACGCGUCAGCCCAGCCGCCUCAUCCUCUCAUCCUGGGUCGAUACCAAGGUAGAGAUCGAGGUGCCAGCCACGCCCGAGGCGUGUUAUGCGCUGUACUCUCAGCUCGAAGAGCACCCUCGUUGGAGCCCAUGGCUCAGGUCUGUGCAGUUUCUCGACAAGGUGGAACGGAUUUCGGAAUGGACGUUGGAGUCCCGUGGCUUCACUGUGGCGUGGAAGGCGCAAAAUACGAUCGAGGAACCCGGGCGGCGCAUCUCCUGGGAGAGCAGGACGGGUUUGCCUAACCGGGGCCUGGUGACAUUUGAGGAGCGGCGGCCCGGGAUGACGAGCAUGGCCUUGACCAUCUCAUACAGUGUGCCCAAGCCCAUCGCCAAGCUCGGGGACGUGGGUCUGGUGAAGAGGUACAUCGAGAGCACGCUCCAGAGCGACCUGACGAGAUAUAGGCAGGUGUUGAUGAAGGAGAUACGCGAGAAGAGGAUAGAGGCGAGCGGGGGGCUCGACGAGUAAGACAGGGUAAGGUUGGGGGACGAAGGGAGGGAGGAAGGAAGGGCCGGGGGAGGGCUUGGUGAAAGCCUUGCCCGUGGCCCUCGGACUCAGCAGCAUGAGGCGCCCGGGAGGGAAGAAGCCGAGUCAAAAGGGAGCAAAUUGUGUCACAAAAGUUUCGGUGGCGCUUUGGCGUCUACGCGUUCGUGGUGGGCAAGGAACGGCAGAGGAGCAGGAGCGAUGGAGGGGAAGGGUAAAGAGAGAGGGCAAUGAAGGCGAUUGAGACAGCUACAGUCACAGCGCGCGCGUCGUUUUCUCUUGGAGGAGCGUGUUCAAAGCACCUGGACAUGUCUAGGAAUGAGGAGCUGGGAGGGAGGCUGGGAAGGACGAGGG
This is a messenger RNA of Nannochloropsis gaditana CCMP526, 1101 nucleotides long. RefSeq names its product cyclase dehydrase. The transcript has a single exon. The record is from RefSeq and is a predicted model, not a curated record. The annotation marks the transcript as partial.